AGGCUGGGUAACGCUAGCCACACUUGUAGACAUCGUUGAGCUCCCGGGUCGUGAAUAUUGGGGCUGCCGGAGUAUUUUUGAAGAAACUUUUCGUUCUGAAGAGGGAAAAAAGGAUUGUCUCCUACGUCUGGCUACCAGUUGCAUUUCCUACCAGUGCUGGGGAUUUAAAAUCUAAAAGGCCGUUCAGGUUUUAUUUUUAGAUUUUUUUUUUUUCGUUUUUGGUUCGAUAACUAGUUAGUCACGUAAAGGAAGAUGGGUUCGCAAUCGUCCAAGGGUGGAAUGACCAUCGAAACAAAAGCCGCCGUUGCCGACCCGACUGCCGCUAAAAUUAAUGGCCAGGAGAACGGCCAUGUCAAGACAAACGGCGACGUGUCGGCCAAGCCCGACGGAGACGCCGCCGCCGCCGCUGCCAACGGCAACGGCUCCGCGGAGGCGGCCGCCAAGGAGGCCGAGACCGGCGCGGGGGACGCCAUCGAGCCGGCGCCCGCGGCCGAGGGCGAGGCGGCCAAGGCGGAGGGCGGCGAGGCCGCGCCCAAGGAGACCAAGAAGAAGAAGCUCUUCUCCCUGAAGAACUCCUUCAAGUUCAAGGGCAUCACGCUGAAGAAGUCCAAGAAGCCCGGCGCGGAGGCUAAGGAGGAGGCCGCCGCCGCCGCCAAUGGCGCCGCCGCCGCCGCCGGCGAGGAGAAGCCGGCGGAGAACGAGUCCGCGGCGCCGGCGGCCGAGGAGGAGGAGGAGAAGAAGGAGAAGAAGGAGGAGGAGGCGGCGGCUCCGACGACGGCAGAGCCGGUUGCCGCGGCAGCAGCAGCAGCAGAGCAGGAGGAGGUCAAGGCGGAAGCCGCGCCCCCCGCGGAGGAGGCCAGCGCGGCGGCCGAACCCGCCAAAGCCGUUGAGGAGCCCCCCGCCGUCAAGGCGGAGGAGCCCGCCGCCGCCGCCGAGCCGGCUGUCGCCGAGCCCACCGCGGCCGAGGACACGACACCCGCGCCCUCCGAAGCCAACGACGAGUGACCGCGCGCUCGCCGAGGACUCUGGGAACUGUUGUUUUUCAAGAUUAAAAAAAAAAAACAAAACAAAACAAAAAAAA
Molecule: messenger RNA, 1081 nt
Organism: Anguilla anguilla (European eel)
Lineage: Eukaryota; Metazoa; Chordata; Actinopteri; Anguilliformes; Anguillidae
Product: MARCKS-related protein 1-B-like
Exons: 2
Coding region: 253-1005 (250 amino acids)
Biological process (GO): actin filament organization; central nervous system development
Cellular component (GO): plasma membrane; cytoplasm
Molecular function (GO): calmodulin binding; actin filament binding
Source: RefSeq, a predicted model, not a curated record